This is a messenger RNA of Tetranychus urticae (two-spotted spider mite), 553 nucleotides long. RefSeq names its product cytochrome c oxidase assembly factor 6 homolog. Gene Ontology annotation, cellular component: mitochondrion. NCBI's taxonomy places the organism in Eukaryota, Metazoa, Arthropoda, Arachnida, Trombidiformes, Tetranychidae. Gene Ontology annotation, biological process: respiratory chain complex IV assembly; mitochondrial ATP synthesis coupled electron transport. The record is from RefSeq and is a predicted model, not a curated record.
UUACAGUAACUGUGGAGAUGACUUUGUCUAGAAGCAGAGCAGAUGAAACCCACGUGAGGUUGUUUCAGUUUACUAUCAAAGUGAAAACAUUUCAUUCUUGUUUUUCGUUCAAUUUAUAACUAUGUCGCCUCCGCCGACUCGAGAGGACAGAGUUAAAUGUUAUAAUGCUCGAGAUACUUAUUGGAAGUGUCUGGACUCGAAUGAACUAAUUUCUGAUCCUAAAAGUAAAAUUGAUUGUGAACAAUUGAGGAAAACCUUUACCGAGAAUUGUCCUCAGGUUUGGGUCUUUCACUUUGAUAGGAAAUAUAAAUAUGAAAAAUUUAAAGCCGAACAAGCAAAGGAAAAUGCCAAACAAAUGGCUUCUUGAUUAAUCGGACAAUGAUAAACAAAGCAGAUUUAAAUCUAUUGAUUUUCGAAGAAAGUGUAGUGAUCUUUCCUUGUUGGUAGUAAAUAAAUUGAAAAGCAAAAAAUUGUCGGUAAUAUCAAAAAAUAUGUAAAUAUUGUCAUCUCAUCAUAAUUUUUGCCUACUAAUAAAUCUAUUGUUAUCGAAUGA